AUGUCUUCAACACGAAGUGCUACACGAACAACAUCAAAUAGUAAAACAACAUCUUUGAAUACUCAUCAUGCAAAUGGUCCCAGUAAUUCAUAUGAUAUAAAUGAACCGACAUCAAAUUUAAAUUAUCCAACUGGAAAUAAUGCUGAAUUUGAUACAAAUUUACAACGAUCAUCUUUAAUGAGAAAUGUUUCGCAAUAUGAUGGUAUUUAUCGGAAUGCUCGAUUUAUUCAUGCAAUAAGUAGUGGAUUAGUCGGUCAACAAGUGGUUAUACAAACAAGUGAUCAUGAACGAUUUCAUGGUGUACUUGAAACGCUUUCACCAAACGCUGAUAUUGUUUUAACUGUUUCACAUCGAUUAGAUAAUAAUAAUAAUGAUAUACUAACUUCACCGACAUUACCUAUUGAUAUUAUUGAUCCAGUUGAUAGUUCAUCACAUACAUUUGAAUUACACAAACGAAUUAUUAAAGCAUCGAAUAUUGUGGAAAUUAUUGCUGUGGAUAUUGAUCUAUCGGGCAGUGCAAAAUGUUCACUUGAUGAAAAUCCUAAAGUUAGUCAAUUAGAAGAUGAUCGUUUCAGUCGUAUGGAACAUUUCUAUGGUUCAGAUGAAAUCGAUCCUGAUACAUUAGAAGAUCUUGAUCUUGGUGAUGAUGGAAAAGCUGGUUUCGAUCCAGAAGAUAUGUUUCAUACAAAUCGAGAAAAAUUUAAUACAACAACUGAUUUUGAUGAAAGCAAAUAUACAAAUGUUCCUGUUCGUCAAAUGUCUACAACAGAAUUAAUAGACGUAGAAAAGAAAGUUCAAGAAAUAGAAAGAACUAAUCGAAAUGAAGAUGUCGAUGAAGAUGAUGCAGGUGUUAAACGUCCAGCUGAAUCUCAUAAUGCCGAUGAUGGAAAUAGUAAUAUAAAACAUAAUCGUUCGAAUCGAAACGAUUUUCGUAUUGAUACUGAAUAUAAUCCUUCGAAACGCGAUAAUUGGCGUGAACAACGAAAUACAGGUAUGAAUAAUAAUCGUCGUGGUGGAGGAAAUAAUCCAAAACAAAAUCAAUAUAAUUCAAACAACAAUCGUCAACAAUAUAACACUCGUAUAGCGCGUAAUAAUCGUUCAAUAGAUAAUCGAUCACCACAUGAAGGACGAGAUUCACCAUCACAACAUACAAAUGAAGAUCCAACACGUAAUCAACGAUUAAAUAGUGGCAAUUUUUCACAAGGCCAAACUUCUGGUCCAACAAGUCCAUCAACAACAAUUCCAGCUCGAACUAUUUAUCCUAGUGGAAAUCGAACAUCAGCAAAUCGAAAUUCACCAGCACCAUAUGCAGGUAGUUCAUCAUCACGUAAUAAUUCUGUACCAACUACAUCUCCACCACCAAAUCAACAAUCUGGACCAAAUAAAAUGGCAAAGAAACCAUCACUUAAUGAAAAACAAUCAAUGAAUGAUGAAUUUGAACAACCAAAACAACAACGUUCUUCAAACAAUCAGUCAAAUACAACUACACUUAAUCGUCCAUCACAAUUACAAUCAAAACAACAAUCAUCUUCCAAUAAUAAUAAUCAUAAUAAUAAUAAUAAUAUUACAGCAUCAUCAACACUUUCAAAUCGAGAUGAUAAUACAUCUAGUCAUGAUAUAACUAAUACAAAUCAAUCACAAACAACUGGAACAACAACACCAAAUUCAAUGAAACCCAAUCCAUCUUUAAAUCCUGAAGCAGAUGAAUUUGUUCCUGUCUUUCCACGUGAAACUAAUUCUCGACCAGAAUCACGUGAUGCAUCAACAGCAAGUUCUCUAUCAAUGAAUGGAUAUAUUCAGCAUGUUCAUCCUCAAGCCAUUCAUCUUUUACAACAACAACAACAACAGCAACAGCAACAACAUCAGCAGCAACAAAUUUCAUCGCAAUCAACACAACCAAUUAUGACAGCAACGCAUGCACAAAAUGCUGCAGCUUUAUAUCAACAAUAUUAUCAAACACCAUUUGCUAAUAUGCAACAAUUUAUUAAUGCUGCACCACAACAAAUGACUGUUGGAGUAAUGGGUGCACCAAUGAUGCCAUCACAACCAUUAAUUGGAGCUGGACCAAAUACAAAUAAUUCAAAUAAUGGCAGUUCAAGUGGAAUGACAACACCUAAUAGUUCAGUUAGUGCUGGUCCAACUUAUAAAAUAAAUAAUAAUAACAAUAAUAAUAAUAAUCAAACACAUAGUACAGAUAAUGGUAAUGGUGGAGUAAAUAAUGUAGCAUCAAAGAAAGCUGUUGUCUCUGUUCAACGUCCGGAACAAUCAAAUAUUCCUCAACAACAACAGCAACAAAUGUCAGGUGCUCCACAAAUGAUAUAUCCAGCUCCACCAAUUCGAUAUUAUUCACCUGAUUAUAUGACACAAUCAGCUAAUCCACAAUCUAUGCAAUUGCAACAGAUUCCAUUUUAUUAUCCAGUGAAUGCAUCAGGUUUAAUUCAAGCAACUGCGGGUGUUGGUCAACCUCAAAAUAUUAUGAUUCCAUCAGCUAGUUCUUCAACAGGACAAGCAUCAUCAGGUUUACCUCCACUUCAUUAUACAAGUGUUUAUGCAGAUCCACGCAUGUACAGUUUAUAUUCAUCAGCAGCUAUGAAUCCUAAUUGGCAAUUAGCACGAUCACCUCCUCAACAACAACAACAACAACAACAACAACAAUCAACAGAUCAACAACGUGGUUACAAUAAUGGACAAAAUGUUACAUCUCAACAAGGCUCAUCAACUGGUGCAUCUAAUAUUAGUGGUCGAUCAGCAUCGACAUCUGGUCCAUCAAGUCAAACUAGUGUAGGACCUUCAAUUACACCACAAUAUACAUUAAAUGGAACUUUACCAGCUGGUUAUGCUUAUGGUGCACCAACUGGAUGGAUUGCUGGUCCACAACAAGUUCCAUCACCUCAAACAAAUAUAACUCCGCAAAUCAAUCCUGCAUAUAAUGUUAUAUAUGAUCCUUCUCAACAAGGACAAUCACAACAACCAACAUAUGUCCAUUCAAAUUCUUAUGAAGCACCUGCUUAUUUUACUCAACAAUCGCAACAACAACAGCAACAGCAGCAGCAACAACAACAACAACAACAACAACAACAACAACAACAACAACAACAACCGCCUUCUCAACAAAACUUAGAUCCAGUACCGCAAGGCAAUUAUAAUCGUUAA
Messenger RNA from Adineta steineri, 3153 nucleotides. The record is from the annotation of a GenBank genome assembly. Lineage: Eukaryota; Metazoa; Rotifera; Eurotatoria; Adinetida; Adinetidae.